This is a messenger RNA of Lagopus muta (rock ptarmigan), 7156 nucleotides long. It is a transcript of the gene VGLL3, whose product is annotated as vestigial like family member 3. The record is from RefSeq and is a predicted model, not a curated record. The coding region runs from base 109 to 999 and encodes 296 amino acids. Gene Ontology annotation, biological process: regulation of transcription by RNA polymerase II. Lineage: Eukaryota; Metazoa; Chordata; Aves; Galliformes; Phasianidae. Gene Ontology annotation, cellular component: nucleus. The transcript is spliced from 4 exons.
GUCGGCGCUGCGCGGGGCCCCGCCGCGGCCGCCUCGCGCGGAGGAGGAGGAAGAAGAGGAGGAGGGGGAAGAAGGCGGUGGCGGCGCGGGGCGACCGCGACCGCGGCCAUGAGCUGCUCGGACGUGGCCAUGCAGCAGCCCGGCACGGCGGCGUGCGGCGUGCCCCGCUACGUGGGCCCGCCCGCGAGGGGCUGCCCGCAGAAAUUAGCUGUAUACAACAAGAUGCAGGAGUCUCUGGAAGUGACCCUUCCCAGCAAGCAAGAAGAGGAUGAGAAGGAUCAGCCAGCUGAGAUGGAGUACCUGAACUCUCGCUGCGUCCUUUUCACCUACUUCCAGGGAGACAUUGGUUCAGUAGUGGAUGAACACUUCUCAAGAGCCUUGAGCCAAGCCAGUAGCUUCAACCCAGAAACCGCCCUUACCAAGAGCAAGGCAGGGCUAAGUCCUUUGUGGAGAGAAAACUCAACAAUAUCAAGCCAAAGGAGCAGUUUCCCAACUUCGUUUUGGACCAGCUCUUAUCAGCCUCCCCCACCACCAUGCUUAAGUGGAGUACACCCCGAUUUCCCCAUUACUGCACCAGGCACCUUCCCAACACCAGAUCCCAGCAGCUGGCCAGGACACAGCCUUCAUCAGACUCCACCUCCUCCUCCCCCUGCUGCAACUGAAUCCUGGCAUUAUCCUUUAGCAUCUCAGGUGAGCCCUUCAUAUGCACACAUGCAUGACGUGUACAUGCAUCGCCAUCACCCUCAUCCACACAUGCACCAUCACCAUCCCAGUUCGCACCGCGACCCCCGCUACGGGUCUCUGCUGAUGCCUUCAGUACGUGCAGCCAGGAUUCCUGCUCCUCAGUGUGACGUGACUAAGACAGAUCCUGCUGCUGUCACCAGCGCUACCUCAGCAUGGGCUGGAGCCUUUCAUGGAACGGUGGACAUUGUGCCAAGUUUUGGGUUUGAUGCAGGUCUACAGCAUCAGGACAAGAGCAAGGAUUCUUCUUGGUUUUGAAGUCCAGAUAUAACUUAAGACCAGCUAGAGCUGGAGUCAGUGCAGCUUGGCGGGUGACAUAACCAUCGCUGACUCUUUUGCAUGGGGCAAAGGACACAAGUGAAGAAGAAGAGCCAACCAUUCUCGUUUUGCUAUUGAGCCUUUUAAUUGCAAGGCCACUUAUGGGUCCCACAGUGUUGGAAAAUGAACAACAGAAAAACAAACUCGCUUUUCUUUCUUUCCUCAUCUGAGCCUGCUGCAGCUGGGCAACCUAACUCCUUUCUGCUCCUUUAACAGUGUUUUGUUUCGUUCAGCUUGAUAUCUUUAUGAACAGUCUCAAAUGUCGGGAAGAAGACUCCCCUGACUGCAGUGCGCCUCCUUUCAGGAAUACAUUAUUUUGUAGCUCUUUGUGCAUCUAUUUUUGUAGAAAUACAGAAAGUUUGGUUAAGGAUUGAUGGGCUAUUUUAGGAUGGCAUAUUUUUUUAAAAAAAAUUGUAAAAAUUGUUAAGUUCUGUUUAAAGAACUUGCUCUCAGAGAAGCACUGGCAAAAAUGUAUAAAAUGCUAUUUUUAGAUGUCUGUGAUGUGUUUGUGCAUUUUGUUUUUGUUUUGUUUUGUUACCUCAAGUGUCUAUCUUUCCCUACUUUUUAAAGAGCUAAACCUUCCUUGUUUCCACAUUGCUAGAUCUUGAUGCUUUUGUCCUUUUGUUCUAGUUUAAGCAAGUAUAAUUCGCACCUAAAGUUUCAGCCAAAUAUUUUUCCUGCUGGUGUUAGAUUCUAGUAAGGGUGUUUUUGUUCUUGUUUCUAAAGAUGGCUUUGUGCUGUGCUGUCAGAAACUUGCAAAUGCCUUUAGCAUGGAUCAUAGGGUUGCAGGAACUGCAUUUCCAACCCAUCCCGUCUUUCAAAAUGGACCAAAUACUUUCACGGAUUUGAAUCAGACUUGAGUUUGGACCUCAUCUGUGAUCCAUGGAGGCUGAUGAAUGCAGUUGUCUAUGAGUUACACUUCAGGCUCUCGUAGUAAUCAUAAUUACCAGAAUAUUCUUAUUUUAACUCAUGAGGCAAGACUUUCAGCUAAGCUAUUUUGAGGGUUUUAACUUGUAACAUGAAUGUUUAGGAAAGAAAUGUCACUUUCAUAAAAAUGUAUGACUUGCAGAAACAAAAUGUUUUUCAACUGGCCUGAUCUGUCUGCUGAGGACCUCAUGGGAAAUGCUGAAACAUUCAGCUGCUGUUGACUUCAAAAUCUGGUUGUCUAACCCAAGGUUUGCUGGGGGCGUUAUUGGUUCCAGCUACUGCUCUUGAAUUUUGUAAGAAGUUGCACAUGCUCAGCACGCACAAAAGCUGGGCUUUGUCGCUGUCAGGGUAAAAAUCUGAACUGGGAAGUGACAUGGCCAUGUCUAGUCACAGCACAUUGCAAAAUGUAAGAGGAGCCACAUUUCUGGCCUUGGGUCUUGGGUCUGACUUGCUUUCUAAUGACUUCUGUUGAAGCCAAGAACAUGAUCCAAUCUUGAAUAAGGGCUGCAAGGUUGCCCUCAACAGUCCCACUCCUGUGAUGGCAUUGUCUAGUCCUAGUAACUCCAGCGAGUGACAGUAUGUGUUUAGCUGGGCACAGGAUCAGGGUUGCCAAAUCCUGGAUAUUGCUUGGAAAUGUUGCCUUUCUGCUCUGUAUACCUUCAGUGAAGGAAUACACUGGGGAUCCCUCUGUAACAUUUCCCAAGGCUCUCAUAACCUAUUGUAUUUCUGUUACUAUAGUUUUUAGGCAUCCCUGUCAAAAAGACAAACCAUCUACAUGGAAACCAAGACCUAAGCAUAAGACUGACAUAAGAAACAGUAUAACUUUAAGUCAGUGAGUAUUGUGAAUGUAAGUUUGUCAGGUGGACACCACAUGGAUGUGUGUGUGAAAGGGGAGGGGGAAUGUUGGGAUGUGCCUGCCAGUCUGAAAUUCAGGCCUUCUACCCUUGUACUGCUUUUUCUCUCCAAGCUUUUGAACUUGAUCCUAUGAGGUGUUGAGUUCUCCCUUGACAUAAGAGAGGGCUUGACAUGCUGACAUUGUGGGCAGUAGGAUUAUAUCACAAUUUGAGAAAAUCUUUAAACGUGAACCUUACUGAUUUGAGGUUUCAGGCAGUGUUAAAAUGCUGAAUUGACUACUCUUAUAGGUUACUUAAAAAUAAUAGGGCUAGAGUGUCUAUGUUGGGAUGCUAAAUUAAUGCUGUUCUCCCCCUUUUGCACCUCUUAUCUUUAUAUUCUAUCAAUAUUUCUUCCUUUUAUUGAGUUUUACUCUCGGGAGAGUUCUGUAUAUCAUUGCUGUUCUGGUUGAGCUAGCUCCUAAGUUGGUCAAUGAAUUAGUUACAGAUUGGGAAAACUGCAUGGAAAGGAAGGUAUCAAAAACCUCCACGAUGUGUUUAUCAGGGCAGAAUCAUUCAGGAAAUACGAGUUCCUGACGUAAAUUUAGAAUUAGGAAUUCUUACAGUAUUAGAGAUACUGAGGAAAAAAAAAUCCAAGUAUUUUCUUUUUUUUCCUCCCAGUCUUGGUAAAGCUGGAAGGCAGAGGCAAAAUUUCACAAGGGAAACAAUGAGGAAAGUUGUAAUUUAGGUCUUUGAACAUCAGAGUUGGAGGGUUUAGGGCAGAAGAGAGCAAAGCAGUAUUUCUUUUUGAGAUGUGAUAUGUUUGACUUCCUGAAACAGUUUAGUUAAUGUCUAAGAAGAGCAGUCACUUCAUUGCCUUCCUCUUUGCAAGUUCAAAUGAUGAAGGAUCUCCUCCUGCUGCCUGUAGUUGUCAAAGAGGAUUGGGACAGGAACAGUCAAGUCAGGAGUUUGCACUGGAAUUUCUUUCUUGACUAUUUUGUUGAGUUAAUGGGUAGAAGACAUGGGUAUGUGGUGAAUCUGUUGCCACUUUCCUCAGGGAGUGCUGUUAUGUGCACCGUUUCCCCAGCUGAACUUGUGAAUGUUCUUACAGAACUUGUGUUACUCUGCAGGCUUUAGGAGACAAGUGCCAAUAAAAACCUGCUAUCGUCUGUAGCUGUUCACACACCAGUCGGCCAGCUUUGGAAGACACAUAGGUUCAGUUUUUUUCCGCAGUAACAAACAGUCCCCGUACUAACAACUGAGUGGAAAGUAAAAGCCUGAGUACGUAGCAGUAGCCCUGCUCCUAUUCUCUGAUUUGAAGGAUUGGAAAGAAGAAAAAUAUAUUCUUCUCUGUGACAGGUUUUUAAGUUAAAUUGAGCAGAUUUGCUUCUCUCUCACACAUGCGUCUAUGCACGCACAUUUACACUCACAGAAAUGUGCUUAUGAGAAGCAGAUGCUAUGCUAAUACUGCUCUUGAAAGGGGAGAGGAGUGCUUGCUUGCAGUGUUGCACUUAUGGCACAUUGAUGGCAGUGAGAAAGAAAAGGGAAUACUAAGGCUGCUCAUGCUUCCACAGAUAGGAUAAAGGACUCUUAAAAUCAGGUUACGGGCAAGUUAUGUGUCUUAAUGUGUUACUAAAGGAGUUUCAUUUCUGUGUGUGUGUGGUGGAUUCUAAUGCUGUCCCAAGAAAGUGGAUGAUUCAUUUUCUGAGGUCUUAUAAAAACACGAUGUACUCUGUCACUUUUUCUGGGAGAACAUAGGGAAACUAUUGUUUUAUUUCAAGAAAACCUAAACAUUAAAGUCCUUACAGUUAUCCAGGAUUUUAUUUUGUUCCUGGUAAUGUUGAGAAAUCUGCUCUCAGUUUUUGUGUCUUGUUUGCUUGAAGGCAGGGGAUGUUCAACCUGACCACCAGAUUUUGGAAAGCAGAUUCCCAUUUUGUUUCAGCCUAUGCCUGUUUCCAUCCUAAAAAGAUGAUGCAAUACUACAGCUACUAACCACCCAGCAGAUUUUAUUUCUGGAGAGCUGGAUAAUCCAUGCUUGAUGACAGUAAAAUGCACUUUUUUAUGAUUCUUCUACUCGCGAGAUACACAAAUUUGCUCAUCAGCUUUUCUGAUUCCUCUUUUGUAGUGUGAAGUGUUUAGUGAAUGUCAAGAUUCUCUCAAUAUUCUGUUUCUCCUGCCUUGAAACAUGCUUUUGAGGAUUAAUUUCCCAUCACAGCUUUCAGGGAGGCGGGUUGUACACCUCUUGAGAGCAGAGGCUGUAUGAGGGGAGCAUUAUAUUUUCCCCACUGUGCUUAUGAUCACUCACCUUGGCAUGCACCCACCCUUUCUGUUUCCAAUCAAUCAUGUAUGUCUUGCUCUUCUACAUUUCUUUAUGUAUGUGCAUAUAUUUAUAUACAUAUAUAUAUAUAUAUGCACACACACAUUGUUAUACCUAGUACCUUCUUGCCUCCAUUCCUCCCUCAUGCUUCGAAUGCACAUUCUUUGGAAAUAAACUGAAUGACAUUACUAAAUCUCAUCUGACUGUAAAAACAAAAAAAAAAACCAGUAGGUAUUUUAUUGCAUUCUCCGUAACCUCAGGAGUGAAUGGAAUUUUUCCACACUUAAAAAAUAAAUAAAUAAAUAAAAUUAAGAAAGGAAAGGAAAAAAAAAAAAAAGAGAGAGAGAGAGAGAGAGAGAAGACAACCCCUUUCCCCAAACCUUAAUCUUUCAAAAGCCCUGAUUUGUUGUGUGUGUAGAGAUGACCAUGGUGUCAAAGGAGUUAUGCAAAGAGACACAAUAUGUUGCCUUUCAGUAGACAAAUGUAUCUUGUUGAAUGCAAUUAUUUUAAUUCAUUUCAGGUACAAUAUUUUUCUCCGUAUCAAUGGACCAGCAACUUAUGUUUCUUUCAAGCAGUUCAAAAUUACAUAUAUACAUAUAUAUUUUAAACUUGACUUCUGUCUUUAAUAUAUCUGCCUUUGAGCUUUUAAGGGGUAUUUGGAUGAUAAAUAUUGUUUUUGUGUGAAUUUUUUAAAAAGUUGAUGCAUGUUUAUUGGAGCUGAAAUCUCAUGUAAAGCAGGAUGGUAUUUAAAAAUAAAUACUGCUUUUAUAUAUUAGCCCUAUGGGCACAAUCUGACAGCUAUGAUGCAGAAAAGGACCCUUUAAAGACUAAAGGACUCUUGCCUGUGCAAGGUCAGGAGAGGUCUUACAAAGGUUGAGAUGGUAGUUCUGUGAGCAGAACUGAUCUUCUCCAGUAUCGUAUGUAGAUGGUUGGGCAGAUGCUGCACAACACAUUAAAAUUAGACUGUACUUGCAAGUUUACACUCGUACCCUCUUAUGGGAUGAACUAAUUGCCAAAGGGAAUUAAAGAUAUCAAUGGAAACAUUUGUUUUAGCAGCCAUUGGUCAGCACAGUGCCCAUAAUCCUCUGGCUGUUCUUUUUCUGUGGUGUCCAUGACACCAUGGUGGGACCUGUGAUAGCUUGUUUGGAGUUCCCUCUGAACUGCAAGAUGUUUUUAGCUCCCAAUAAACUUAAGUUUAGGGAUGGAGGUGAUUAAAACAUCACAGUUGUUAUGCACCCACACAAAGGCACAAGGCUUCAAGAUAGAUCAGCUGUGUAUCACUGACAGUGGUGUUUUGCAGGCAGGAGCCCUGCUCCUCCUUUCUUCCUCAAAGUCUGUUGAAGUCUUUGAUGGCAUUAAGAUCAUUGGGACCAGCUGUGAAUGCCUAAACUGCAGUCCAUUGUUGGCUGGAACAGAGUGGAUGCCCAGGGUCUGGUCCAACAUUGAUGGACACGUACUGGAAUCCACAUUGAUUCCAGCAAGCUUGGGCUCAGGUAAUUGGCACCUAUAUAUAAUCAAUGUUCAUAGCAGUUGAGGUUUACAGUAAUCUAGUAAAGUAUCUGCAGAACUAUGCUGCACUUUCUCUGCUAACUGUUUGUAGUUAUCAUUUAAAACCAUCAGUCAAGUCAGGGUCCCUCUCCUUCCCCCCUUCAUUCUUAAUCCUGCUACCCUCAAAACCUCCACUGAACAUUCAUCCUUCUCAUCAAAACUGGUGGGAGUCUUUGUAUAAAGAAAAGUGUCACUGUUUUAAUUACUGAAUAAAUAAUUUAAUGUGAAGUUUAUUGUUAUAUUUUUAAUGUAGUAUUUUCAGCUUGGUCUGUAUUUCUCAACAAUUAGCUAAUGCUUUUUUUUUUUUCUUAUUUUUAUUCUUAUGCAACUGAAGAACUCAUAAAUCUCUUUGUAAAUUACAGCAUCCUGAGUUUCUAUUUUUUUUUCAUGAGAUUAAUUUCUACAGCCAAGACUUUGUCUCCUGUUGAAAACAUUUUAAAACAAGUGUCCUAAACUACUGAUUCUCUCCUGAAAU